AUGAACCGUGUGUCUCGCGUCGCCUCCCAUGUGAAUGCCAGCCUCUCGAGCCCGGACGCACAGCUUGCAGCCACCCCCACAGCAGGCUUCUGCACGGCAGACAAGGCGGAUGACGAUGUGGUGAUUUGCUGUGCGGUUCGCACCCCUCUUUGCAAGGCAAAGCGAGGUUCUUUUGCGAACACGUCUCCAGAGGAGCUCCUGUCCUUCGUGUUCAGGGCUGUCGUGGAGAAGACAAAGGUGAACCCCAAGGACAUUGGAGACAUCCAGGUCGGCAACGUGCUUCAGCCAGGUGCCAGCGGACUCACGUCUCGCAUGGGUCAGUUCAUGGCUGAGCUGCCCUACGACAUUCCCCUGAGCACGGUGAACCGCCAGUGCAGCAGUAGCCUUCAGGCAACAGCCUACAUCGCAGCAGCCAUCAAGAGCGGCAUCAUCGAUGUUGGCCUUGCCGGCGGUGUGGAGAACAUGAGCAUGUUCCCCAUGAUGGCCACCAUCGACAUCACCAAGCUCUCUGCCAAGAUCCUGGACUAUGAGAACGCAGAGGCCUGUUUGCUCCCCAUGGGCCUGACGUCCGAGAACGUGGCCGCAGCUUAUGGCAUCUCCAGGGACCGCCAAGAUGCCAUGGCAGAGGAUUCUCACAAGAAGGCAAUCCAGGCUCAGAAGAACGGCUGGUUCAAGGAGGAGAUCGUGCCAGUGACGAUUGAAGUAAAGGGCAAAGACGGCAGCGUGACCAAGAAGGUCGUCACCGAGGACGAAGGCCCCCGAGAGGGCACCACCAAGGAAAGCUUGUCCAAGCUGAAGCCUGCCUUCCGUGCCGGCGGCAGCACCACGGCAGGAAACUCCAGUCAGGUGACCGAUGGUGCGGCCAUGGUCCUAUUGGCCCGCCGCUCCGCGGCCAAGAAGAUGGGUUUGCCCAUCAUCGCCCGCUUCCGUAGCUUUGCGUGCGUUGGUGUGGACCCCAAGCUGAUGGGCAUUGGCCCUGCCUUUGCCAUCCCGGUUGCUCUUGAGAAGGCUAGCCUCAAGGUCGACGACAUUGACAUCUACGAGAUCAACGAGGCCUUCGCGUCCCAGGCGACCAUGUCCUGCGACCACUUGAAGAUCCCCAUGGAGAAGCUGAACCCCAAGGGAGGCGCAAUCGCCCUUGGCCACCCGCUCGGUGCCACAGGUGCCAGGCAGAUCGCCACCCUGCUGCCCGAGCUGAAGCGACAGGGCAAGAAGUUGGGCGUCACCUCCAUGUGCUUGGGAAGCGGCAUGGGCGCGGCAUCCGUCAUUGAGGCUGAGUGA
Molecule: messenger RNA, 1281 nt
Organism: Symbiodinium pilosum
Lineage: Eukaryota; Dinophyceae; Suessiales; Symbiodiniaceae
Source: the annotation of a GenBank genome assembly